Molecule: messenger RNA, 8012 nt
Organism: Sciurus carolinensis (gray squirrel)
Lineage: Eukaryota; Metazoa; Chordata; Mammalia; Rodentia; Sciuridae
Gene: Firrm
Product: FIGNL1 interacting regulator of recombination and mitosis
Exons: 23
Coding region: 293-2863 (856 amino acids)
Source: RefSeq, a predicted model, not a curated record
GAAUCCGCCGAGGCCGGCAGCAUGUCGCAGGAGCGCGCGGCCCCGCUGGAGGAGCUCCGUGGCUGGCCCGAGGCGACGUGCCGGCGGGAGCUGCCGUCCGUCCUGCCCCGGCUGCUCAUAUCCUCGCGGAGGGCCGGGUGGGGGCGAGCCGCGCCGCCGGGUGCCGUGCACCCUUCCCGCAGUGAGGUGGCUGCUCUGGCCGGGGCGGGGUGCCCUGAGCUCGGGUCUGGAGUAGAGUGGCACCGAGGUCGCAGGGGUUUCCGUCCGCGCAGUGGGUGAAAUUCUGAAGAUUAUGGUAGAAAUGUUUUUACCUCACAUGAACCACCUGACAUUGGAACAGACUUUCUUUUCACAAGUGUUACCAAAGACUGUAAAGUUAUUUGAUGACAUGAUGUGUGAAUUAACCAGUCAAGCCAGAGGACUGUCAAGCCAAAAUUUAGAAAUCCAGAACACUCUAAGGAAUACUUUACAGACAAUGGUGCAGGUCGUAGGAGCUCUUACAGGAUGUGUUCAGCAUGUCUGUGCCACACAGGAAUCCAUCAUUCUACAAAGUAUUCAUAGUCUCCCCUCCUCAGUCCUUCAUGUAAUCAGAAGUACCUUUGAACACUGUAAGAAUAGUGAAGCCGUCUAUUCUGGGCGUUUUCACCUCGUUUCAGACCUUCUCCAGGCUCUGUUCAAGGAGGCUUAUUCUCUUCAGAAGCAAUUGAUGGAAUUGCUGGACAUGGUUUACAUGGAUCCUUCAGUAGAUGAGAAUGAUGAUGUUCUGAAUAUGGUAGUAGUUAUUCAUUCACUAUUGGAUAUCUGCUCUAUUAUUUCCAGUAUGGAUCAAGCAUUUCAUGCCAAUACUUGGAAGUUUAUAAUUAAGCAGAGCCUUAAACACCAGUCAGCUUUGAAGAGCCUGUUGAAACAUGAGGCUGUUGUCACUAGCUUGUGUGAGGACAUUCUUUCCUCCUUCCACUCCUGUCUGCAGUUGGCUGAGCAGAUGGCGCAGUCAGAUGUGCAGGAUAAUGCUGACUACAGAUUAUUUCAGAAAACACUCAAAUUAUGUCGUUUCUUUGCCAACUCCCUUUUGCACUACACUAAGGAAUUUCUUCCUUUCCUCUCUGAUUCUUGCUGCACAUUGCACCAGCUUUAUCUUCAGAUACACAGCAAGUUCCCUCCAAGCCUGUAUGCAGCCAGCAUCUCAAAAGCACAGCAGGAGGAAAUAGCCGGGGCUUUCCUGGCCACGCUGGAUCCACUGGUCAGUCAGCUGCUCACGUUCCAGCCUUUUGCACAGGCAGUUUUGGACAAUAAAUUAGACCUGCCCUGUGAGCUGCAGCUCCCACAGUGCCUACUCCUGGUCCUUGUCAUGGAUAAGCUGCCCUCCCAGCCUGAAGACCUGCAGACCCUGUGGUGCACAGAAGGCCAGGUCCCAGAAGCUGCAGCCAGGAGAUCUCUACUUGAGGCCAUUUUCCACAGUUUCCAGCAGUGUUCUGGUGAACUCUCUCUGCCUGUUCAUUUGCAGGGAGUGCAGAGCAAAGGGCAUGCCAAGGGGGCUGUCACCUUGUACCAGCACGUUUGUGUUCACCUGUGUGCAUUCAUUGCUUCCUUUCAUCCUUCAGUGUUUCCUCAGCUGGAUGCUGCUCUGUUGAAUGCUGUGCUCAGUGCUAAUAUGAUCACCUCCUUAUUGGCAAUGGAUGCAUGGUGCUUCCUUGCUCGAUACGGGACUGCAGAGCUCUGUGCAUACCAUGUCACCCUCGUGGCUCAUCUGAUAAAAGCUUGCCCUGGAGAGUGCCGUCAGCUCGUCCACCUGUCGCUGCUGUUGAAGCGCCUCUUUUUCUUCAUGGCCCCUUCGCAGCAGGUGGAAUUUAUCCAGAAAUUUCCUCCAAAAGAAGCAGAAAAUUUGCCUGUGUGGCAGUGUAUUUCCUUCCAGGCGUUAUCUGCUGACCUGAGGAGACAGGCUGUGUGUGAGGUGGCCACAGUGGGCACUGCACAGUGCAGGAAGUGGCUGGGCAGCAGUUGCACUCUGAGAGAACUCGGCUCUCUGAAGGAAGUACUUUCUGCUUUGCUUGCUGUAUGUAAUUCUGCUGGUGAAACUUUGGAUAUUGGACAACAAACUGCAAUUAUGGAAGCUGGGAGUCAGCUUUGGGCUUUUUUAAAUGUUAAACAGGUGAUAGGUCAGCCCUGUGUUCAGCAGACCUUCAGCCUUUUACUCCCUCUGAUGGGAUUUUUCAUUCAGACUCUAGAUCCUCCGCUGAUAAGUCAGGUAGUGGCUUUGCAGACCGCAGUACUUAAAUCAGAGCCUCCUGACCACGUGCGUUUGGCAAUGUUGGAUUUUGUCUCGUCUCUAGGAAAACUUUUUAUACCUCAAGCCUUCCAGGAUAAAAUUCUGCCCAGCUUGUCUUGUAUUCUCACCUCCCUGCUAGCCGACAGGAAUUGGCUGCUAGAACAACAUGCCUUGGAGGCAUUUACUCGGUUUGCUGAGGGAACAAAUCAUGAAGAGAUAGUUCCACAGUGUCUCAGUUCUGAAGAAACUAGAAACAAAGUCGUAUCCUUUCUGGAGAAGACAGGGUUUGUAGAUGAAACUGAAGCUGCAAAAGUGGAACGUGUGAAACAGGAAAAAGACAUUUUCUGGGAACCCUUUGCUGACAUGACUGCAGAAGCAGCAAAGGGGUCGUCCUCAGAGCCUUACGCAAAAAGAGCCCGUCACGAGGUCCCCCUGGAAGAGGAGUACAGGUCGGCACUGCAAGAAGCAGCAGGGGCCUUGCAGGCAACAGAGUCAUUGCUACGGAAGGCUCCUGCUCCAGCCUGGCUUCUAAUGGAAAUGGAGACGCUGCAAGAAAGGAUUGAGAAGAUAAAACGUGUGCUCCAGGGUGAAACUUGAACCAAAUGGACUCCAUCCUUGGCAGACAGAACCAAGUUUGAUACUCUCAAUUGCCAGGAUAUUUUGUAAAUGAAAAUACUGAUUUAAUUAUGUUUGCACAUUUUCUAGCACAUAUAAAACAGCUCUUGUAAAGAUGAAUCUAGUGAAAAUAGUCUUUAUUGACAUUUAGAGAACAGGAUUGUGAGGGAUACUCUCAUUAAGAACUUUGGUACAACGUAAUACAUGUGAACAGUCAGUAACUGCCCUGGUCCACAGAGGACCUUUCACUCAAAGUACUACUGUAAACAAAUAAAUAAGCUGCCUAAGGAAACCUUAGCAAUUUAAAGUCAUUUAUAAUUUAUAGCUAAAAUUUUUUCAGUUAGGCUGUAUUUUCAUAAUAGAGCUACUCUUCUCACAGUUCAAGAAAUGGCACAAAAUUAAGCUCACCAGCUUGAAUGUUUAUAUUUAUUGUCUUUACCUCCAGAACUGUCCUGGAAAGGCAGCAGCUCAGCCUUGCCUCACCCUGCUCUUCAUGGAAACCGGACGCAAACACCCACAGGCUCCUCCUCGCAGAAAGCAGUGCUAAGCCUCCGACCACCCCGCGCGGUCGGUUAGCACUUGAGGUUGGCCUCACGUCAGUUGGCACAGACUGUGAAGAGCUCCUGGUAUGGGAAGAGCAGGCUGCUUCUGGGUUUUGUCCAUGCAGCCUGCUUUUGAGGUAUUGAUUUUUUUCUUAAGGAAUCAUUCCUCCUACAGUUCAGGUCAUACCCGUUGUCACCAGUUAUUAUCUUCCCAGUUCAGCUCCCCUUCUUCUCCCCAGCCUUCAGCCUCUCCCUGCAACAAAACACACCAACAGCAACCCACUGAACAACUCAUAUCCAAAUGCAUCAAGUUUUAAAGACCCAGCACUUGUUUUUUGAUGCCAGAAUAUAGUGCUUCAUGCUAAAUAACUGAAAGCUGAAAAGCAAGACUGCCUUGGUUCCGGUGUAGGAAACCUCAGCAGUGCAAGAAUUUUUCACAACCCUGCAAUCCAGUAACACCACUUUUGGCUUAAUCUGUUUUCCAAAUAACAAAGUUAUUCAUGCAACAACCAGACCAUGGAAGCACUGUGCCCAGGCCCCUCCUGGGGAAAGAAAGCUGCCAUUCCUAGGAACCAAUUUUGUUAUUCUGUGCUUAGCUUGAUCAUUUUAACCACUAUGUACAGCAAUCUUUCUUUUCUUUCAUUGGGAAAACAGGUUGGUUACUAUAAACUUGCACCUGAGGGAAAACCCUUAAGUUAAAGGCAGCUUAAUCCCAAAAGUAGUACUCACUUCAGUCAUUUCUGCUGCAGCAAAUUUUGAGGAAAACUGCAUCUUGGGUGAGACAUCAUCCCUGCUGGGGACCAUCAUUUCUGUCCUCAGUUCAGGUAAAAUAAGAAAUGUGGCUGAAGGCUUAAUUUCUGGGAUCAUAUCCGCAAACCAGUCCAACUCAGGGUCUCGUACCGGCUUCUUUUUCACUUGUAUUGUAAACUCUUCUCCUAAGCCAAAUUCUGAUGUUAGUUUAAGGGGCCUUUCUUGUGACAAUACUUUUGGUGGCUUGAUUUUGUCUGGGUCAUCCCCACUCUGUGCAAAACUGGUCUUUUGGGGUGGGCUUGAUUUCAAAGGCUUAGAUUCCUCCGGAAGAGGACCAGGGACAGGUGUCUGCGCCCCUGAGGUAACAGGAAGUGCAGCGGGGACCCCCGCUCCCAGGGUUGUUUCAGCCCCUCCACCUCUGGGCUCCGCAGCAGCAGCAUCACAGGGUUCCUGAGGCCAGAUCUGUGUGCCCACGGUUUGCUUCUCGGGUUCCUCGGGCUCAUUCCAGUCAGGCCACUCCUCAGACCUUUUAGAGUCUGAGGGGAGGUUUUCACUGUCUUCUGAAGAACUUUUAGCAUCUGAGAUUCCAUUCAUGGGAAAUUUAAUAGACUGAGAAAAUGGAUCACCUGUGAGGAUAUGGACAAGAAUUCCCAUUAGACUUCUCGCUAGCACUAGUAAGGGUACAGGUCUGCUCACUUGGAGACAUCCAUGCAUACCAAACCAACAAAAUAACACCAAAGACGUCAUAUGAAUUGCCCUCUUACUGUGUAGUGUUUACAUUUUAUUAACUCAAUGACAGCAAAUCAUGUGUAAGAAACUGGAUGAUUUAGUCCUUUACUAAAUAUUCAAACGUACUGCUCAUUGCUGUAAUAUACAAAUGCUCUAAGCCAAGUCAAGAUGGUAACGCACACACCUUGAAGAAAACGUGUGCUCAAGGAAGCGUGCCUAACUGAACUUACCUUGGUUGUAAGCGGAUCUCCCUAAGUGUGGUCAGAGCGCAGUGCCUCAGCUCUGCUACCAUCUUCCCAGACCAACUUAGCGGCAGAGCUCUUCACAGCAUGCCUGUUAACAUUGCUCGGCACCAUCACUCUUGGUACAAUCUGGGAGAUGCACUGAGGCAUCGAGUCCCCAAGUAAAGCAAAUGGUGCAAAAAAGAAUUCAGGUAACGCUGACUCGCUCUUCUUACCAGUAAUCCAGAGGAGGUUAGGAAUGUACCCAACGGUUUGGAGAGAUGAGACCAAAGUUGACCAGAUUUUCAGAAUUUAAACUUAGUUUUUACUCUCAAGAAAACAUAUAUCCAAGCAAUGGAAACUGUAAAUUUAAUAUUUCUACCUGUCUGUAAAAGAGUAUUGUAGUAAUCUUGCUGUAUGUACUUCUUGCUGCUGAUGGGCAUGUUGCCAGAAAAGAAACAUUUGGGUAAUAUGCUAGAGGAGGGCUUCUCCAAGGCUGGCGGGAUCUGACUGUGCUGGCUGCAGACGACGUGCACGGGAGAAUCUGAAGGUAAAUAAGAACUCCAGAAAAUGAAAGGGAUAGUAAAUUUCUUAUUGAUCUAUCACCUGGCUUGAUGAGCAGCAGUUAGCUAAGGGAAAUGGGUAUAUUUAACACAGAUGAAAGAACAGCUGCAAAUCUAUGAAAAGACAUUUCUAUAGUGGAACAGAGCCUGUCCCUACAGGUACACUUAUCAGCAGGCUAUCUCCUCUCCAUAGUGGUGAUGGCAGAGAAGGGAUUCAAGCAUUAAACAGAUAUACAACCUUUAGGAUACCCUAGUGCAAAAGUUACAGCCUUUAAAAAUAGCCAGUUCAGUGAUGAUAAACCAUAAGUUAUUCUAAGUUCCUUUUAAGAAUAAAAGUCUAAUAAGUAUACAAGCCUAACAAUAUGAAUGUAUUGGAUACACUGAAAGUACACACUUAAAAAUGGUUGAAUUUUAUGCUCUGAAUAUUUAACCCCAAACUGGGGUGAGGGGUGGGGUUUCAAGAAAAUGUCUUUUACAAUUUACCAGAAUGUUUAUAUACAAGAUUGACACUGGUCAGAAAGAUGGUAGCAAAAUUUUGGCUCAGUUCUUCCUCUGCCUUAAAGUGAGGGGUGGGUGGAAGGGCCUGGGGCAAAAGGCCACUGGCAGCCCUCCAGCUCCCACAGCCCUGCCCGCUGCCAGCACUGCACUGCUGCCACUCUUCCCAGUCUCUUCACCCAGCGUCCUUUCAGGCAGACCGAUUACCCGUGGCGAACCUCAGUAUUGGCCCUUGUUCUUGAGUCCGACCAUGUACGCAAGGUCUUGGACGUCAGCAGCCCAUCAUACACAGAAGGCCUCCGCCUGACUCUUAAGCUGGCUCAGGGGCUCUCGCAGGGCUCACCAGGUCUCACAGGGAGGAACCCCCCUCAGAGUCAAGGGGACUACGCCUCAUAUCUGUCUAUGGAGGCUUCAGGACGACCUCUUAAGAAGCACCCGUCUGGUACUGCUGCUCUGCUGUCUUAGGACUACACAGUACCAUUUGUAUAUGAUGUGUCAGAAUGCAUUCUACUGUCAUGUAUAACUAACUAGAGCAGAUUAAAAAAAGAAAAAAAGACUAUAAGCUGGAUCACAUAUCCAAAUGUCUCUUCAGAAUACAGAAUGUCAACAGUUAGAUAACUCCAUCCAACAAGAGAGGUGCAAGGGGUGGGAGCUCUUGCCGAGUCAGUACACAGAUACCCCAAAUCUAUAUGCCUCCAGCCCCUAUGAUGUAGAAAGAUGCCUCUCCUGUUUGACGCAGUCUGAUAACAAGCAGACCGACUGGAUUCAGUAUGUGUACUUCACAGCUGAAAAUGCAACAGCAUCUCUGGUCUUGUCCCCAGCACCCUUCCAAGCCCCUCUGACCACAGCAACUCUGGUUUCAUCCGCACUAAGAACUGAACUCUCAAAACUUCAGAAAGCCAGUGUUGCUCUGAAGAUCUGAUUGACAUCAGUAUUAGACAAAAGGCUAUAGACCACUUUGCUGCUAAUAACCAUCUCCUUGCUAUCUACUGACAAUCAGAACUAGUUAAAUGCCUGGAAUUAUAUAUUACGGUCAAGGUCCUAUUCAGGGUAUACAAAGGAGCAAAAAAGCAACAAUGCUAUAUAGAUGCAAUGUUCUUACAAGGCCAAAAUAUAAAGAUGUCUUAAGUGUCAAACAAACAAACAAAACCCAGUUUUUCAUCCAAAAGACAAAGAAAAACCAAAGGAACUAAAACAUCUAGUGUUAAAGAACUGCUACAAUCUUUCUGGAAACUGAUGCUGUCUACUUGAAUGACAACACCUUCACCCAGUGGUCUCCUGCUGAGACCACCUUCUACUGCUGUGAAACCCAAAGGGCAUGAAGACGCAUAUGUAAGGGUUAACUACUGCAGCACCCCUCAGGUGAUUAAAAACCCAGAAACAGGUGCAAUAUCCAGGAGUCAGUAGGUCAGCGUGAAUUAAAGUCAAUGAACUAUCAGGCAGUUACCCAGGUAUGAGCUACACCUGCACAUACCUGGAGACAAGUCCCCACACGGAAACAAGUCGUGGCCCAAGCAUGGCACUGUGGUUUUCUCAACCCCUAUGUAAAUGCACAGGUACAGCACUAAGGAAAGACAGGAAAGGGUUCUCACUAAACUACCAGCGGUUACCUCCACCCCUACAAGGAGUCAAAAAGGGAAACCGACCUUUUCCUAUACUUCUUUGUAUCAUUUAAUUGAACAAAACCUCCUGCUUUACCUAUGUGAUAGUAAAGAUCCAAUAAAUAAAAAGAACAAGCAGCUAGACUUUUCAAUCAUUCUUACCUUCUGGGGAAAGGUCAGCAGUCUUAGUAAAACUUGGGGCAGUGCGUUUGAAGAUCUUGGUUCUUUCU